Lecanosticta acicola is the source of this 1548-nucleotide messenger RNA. Lineage: Eukaryota; Fungi; Ascomycota; Dothideomycetes; Mycosphaerellales; Mycosphaerellaceae. The record is from the annotation of a GenBank genome assembly.
AUGGCCAUUCUGAGCUUUUCGCUCACACCUGCUGCCACCGGCCGCAUAUCUGAGCUGCUCACGUGCUUGGCCAAAUUCGGCGAGGCCGUCUCGUUGGAGGCUCGUGGCGAGAAGGCGCGUCGCGUCGACUUCACUUCACCUGGCGUCUCCGCCGCUGACUUUGGCCUAGCUCACGCUUACGGCAUUGAAUCUCUCCAGGACUGCCUACGCUUCCUAUGCGCUCGACAGCAGAGCCUUCUUCAUCGAAUAUGACUUUCACGGCCCCAGCCAAGCGGGCGGCGGCGACCGCUUUACCUGUCAGCUCUACAACAAGGUAGGCUUUGCAGCGGAGGAUCAUGUACCAUCUGCUGACCACCGUCCAGGCCUUACAGUCCGUGUUCAAGGGCCGUAUGGCAGAUGCGAGGGGACGAGAGACGGCCAUUGAGCGAUGCGACGUGAGCGUUGAAGGACAGCCUGACAAGACGGAAUGCCGACUCAUUGUGGAAAUGCUCUCCAAGCAUGGCGUGACCAAGACGUAUCGCCUGAAUUACGAAGCAGCAGAGGUCAUGCAUGCCCUUUUCGACAAGACCGCGGCGACUCAGGGUUGGCGGAUCUCUAGCAGAGUCCUGAGAGAGUACGUGGAGUACUUUGGGCCAAAGACCGAGCAGCUCGACUUCGUGGCGCACGAUGGGAAAGUGACAUUGACAAGUUUCACGGAGAAGAUCUCAGACGGGAAAGGUACAUGCUUGGAGAACUCUGCUGCGGUUCUUGCUAAUUCCUGCUCCAGAGGUGCUCAAGCAGCCACUGGAGACCGCCAUCGGCAUCCAUACCGAAGACUUCGAGGACUUCCAUAUGCAGGAGAAUAUGCACAUUGUGAUCAGUGUCAAGGACUUCAGAGCCAUCGUCACCCACUCCGAGACACUCCACGCUCCCAUCUCAGCGUAUUUCUCACAGCCAACCCGACCUUUACAGUUCACUUACCAGAACUUCGGCAUCCAUUGCGAGUUCACCCUUAUGACAACAGGUGACCGUGGAACCUCGGUCACUCCAAACCCGAAAUUCAUCUCCACGAGGGCUACACCUUCCAGACAGCCUUCUAUCCCUCCCGCGCAGAGCAGUACUCGAUCCGUUUCUGGCAUGCCGCCUCCUGCUCGACCACAUGCUUCCAGACCUCUCGGAAGCCAGACGCAACGCCUUUCCCUGAGAGAACACGCCCAGACGGCAUCGAACGACGACCACGAUCCAGACCCCGACAGUCUAUUCGUUCCACAGGAUGACAAUGAGGAUCAUGCCUGGGAAGAAUCGAAUUACGAUCACGAAGACGAUGAGAUGCUUGGCUGGAAUCCGAACAACCAGCCGGGUUCCAGCAUGCGGCCGACAAUUCGGGACGUGAAUAGGAGGCCCGAGCUACCGAAGAAGGCCCGGGGUACACGUGAUGGGUACCCAAGCCAAGAGAGUGGUCUCGAACCUACUCAGCGUCUUUCUGAGGUGAGGGUGUGGCCGGAGGCUUUUGCCAUUCGUGGUCGCGAAGUACUGGCUAAUUAUUUCCCAGCUGCACGGCAUGUUUGA